GCAGGAAAAUAAUUGGUAACGCAUGCGCGCCGGGAGGAUGCCAUAUUGGAAUGAGGCUUAGAAAAGAGAUCUGCUCCAGAAACUGGUCACUGAAAUAGACCAGCUAACAUUGCUACUCUGGGCGAAAUAACUUGCUGCCGGGUCCUAAAGGCAGCACGCGGCUUAUCAAGCAGCAGCGGCAUUUUUGAAGCAGGUUACUUGCGAUCAGACCGUGAAGUUAAAGUUUAAUCGAAACAAUUUGAGUGGUAUGAACUAAACCAGAGGAAAUGGUUUGAAUACUUCCAACAGACUUUUUUUGGCAUUGGAACCAGAAAGGAGAAAAGCCUCAUUUUUAAGUAUGCAAGAAUCAACAACUUUGUUUUUAGAGAAGACGCAAAGUCCAACCAAUGUAAAUGGAGAGCAGUAUGACUCAGAUGUCGGCUCUGGAGGUGAGGACCUUGACUUCAACUGGGAUGAUUAUCUUGAAGAAACUGGUGCAAGUCCUGCACCCCACAACUCGUUCAAACAUGUUGAGGUUAGCCUCCAGAGUAGUUUCCAGCCAGGGAUGAAGUUGGAAGUUGCUAAUAAAAAUAAUCCUGACACCUAUUGGGUAGCAACAAUCAUUACCACAUGUGGUCAGCUUUUACUCCUGCGCUACAGUGGAUAUGGAGAUGAUCGCAGGGCAGAUUUUUGGUGUGAUGUCAUGACUGCUGAUUUACACCCUGUUGGAUGGUGUUCACAAAAUAAAAAGUCUCUGAGACCUCCUGAAGCGAUUUGUGAGAAACAUGGAGACUGGACAGAGUUUCUAAUUCGAGAUUUGACAGGUGCAAGGACAGCUCCAGCAAACCUCCUGGAAGGGCCACUAAGAGGGAAGAAUGCUGUGGACCUUAUUACCCCGAAAUCUCUUAUUGAACUUCAGGAUUAUCAAAAUCCUUUUCAAUACUGGAUAGUCCGUGUCAUUGAGAAUGUUGGUGGCAGAUUGUGCUUGCGUUAUGAAGGAUUGAAUGAUAUUGAAAAACAUGACCAGUGGUUGUUUUAUCUGGACUAUAGACUUCGGCCGGUGGGAUGGUGCCAGGAAAACGGCUGCAAGCUAGAUCCACCCACAGAAAUCCAGGAUCUUAAAAGUGACACUGAAUGGAAAGAUGCCCUUGAAAAGGCUCUGUCUGAAGCUGAAAAAUUCUCAUUGCCUCUAGAGGUGUUUAAGGACCAGCCUGAUCUGAGGACUCAUUGCUUCACAGUUGGUAUGAAAUUAGAGGCAGUAGAUCCAAGGGAGCCCUUUUCUAUCUGUCCUGCCACAGUAACUAAGGUUUUUAAUGACCAGUAUUUUAUGAUCACAAUUGAUGAUUUGAGGCCAGAUGCUCGUGAAAACUCUGUGCUUUGCCAUGCUGAUUCACCAGGAAUCCUUCCUGUUCAGUGGUGCCUUAAAAAUGGAGUCCAUCUCACUCCACCCAAGGGAUAUCCUGGUUUAGACUUUGACUGGGCUGAUUAUCUCAAACAGUGUGGGGCAGAGACACUUUCUCAGUACUGCUUCAGAAAUACUUCGCUCAGUCGAGGCUUCACCAAAAAUAUGAAGUUGGAGGCUGUCUCCCUUAGUAACCUGGCAGAAAUAUGUGUUGCUUCAAUCACAAAAGUAAAAGGUCGGUUAAUGUGGCUUCACCUUGAAGACUGUAAGAGAUCUGUCCCCGAAUACAUUGUUGAUGUCGACUCAAUGGAUAUUUUUCCAGUCGGUUGGUGUGAAGCAAAUGGGUACCCUUUGACCCCGCCAUAUCGUGCAGUCUGUCCAAAGCAGAAGAAAAUUGCAAUAGUCCAACCAGAAAAACAACUUCAUGCCAUACCUGUGGAACCCGUCCCUCAUGAGUCUUGCCCGAUAACAACAGAAGCUGGUACUACCAAUGGCAAGUACUGCUGUUCCAAAAUAUAUUUCAAUCAUCGCUGUUUCUCAGGUCCAUAUCUCAACAAAGGACGAAUAGCAGAACUUCCUCAAUCAGUUGGACCUGGAAAAUGUGUGCUUGUUCUGAAGGAGGUUCUUACUCUAUUGAUUAAUGCAGCCUACAAACCAGGCCGUGUGCUACGGGAGUUGCAGCUUGAAGAUGACCCAGAGUGGAACUGUCAGGAAGAGACACUGAAAGCCAAGUACAAAGGGAAAACAUACAGGGCAAUUAUGAAAAUUGUAAGGACAGCAGAUCGGGUUGCAGAUUUCUGCAGAAGGACUUGCAUGAAGUUAGAAUGCUGCCCAAACUUGUUUGGACCGCUCAUGGUAACUGAGAAAUGUCCUGAGAACUGCUCUGUUCACACAAAAACAAAAUACACUUAUUACUAUGGAAAAAAGAAGAAAAUCAUCAGGCCUCCUGUUGGAUAUAACCCCUUAGAAAGCAACAACAAAAAACCCGCUAAACGCAGAAAAAAGCGCAGGUCGUGUUUUGUCCAAAAGAAAAAGCGCUCAUCCACAUCAGUGGAUUGUGCUCCACAGGAAAAUGGAGAGGAGAAGGAAGGUGGACAAGAUAUGAUAGAAGAUGAAACUGGAAGUGACGGAACAAGCUCUGAGCAGCGCGAUGAUCAAACAGAUACAUCUUCUGAAUUGCCUGAUGUCAAACCAAAACGAUUACAGCGAUUGAGAUCAGCAUCAGAACUACCCCGGCCUCACAAAGUAGACAGGGCAAAGCUAAAGAGAAGGGUGCGGACAUUGUCACUUUCAGAGGAUGACAAAUAUGAUUCACUCAAAUGUUCAGCACCAAAGGAAAAUAGACAAAAUGAAGAAGAUAAACUUGUGCUAGAAAGUAAUCCAUUGGAAUGGUCAGUGGCUGAAGUUGUCAGAUUUAUUAAGUCCACAGACUGCGCACCUCUUGCAAAAAUAUUUCAGGACCAGGACAUUGAUGGCCAAGCACUACUACUGUUGACACUGCCAACAGUCCAGGAAUGUAUGGAGCUUAAACUCGGCCCUGCUAUCAAAUUAUGUCAUCACAUUGAAAGAGUGAAAAUUGCUUUCUAUGCACAGUAUGCUAACUGACUUAAUUUGUCAUGAUUCAUUUUAACAUAUUUUGCCCAGAAUUGUUCCAAAAUGAGCACUGGACCAAGGUGUUCAGCUUUGACGCAAUGGACAGAUAUUCAUCUGAUAGCUUGCCAGCCAGAGAAAUGCUGUGAAAUAAACUUAGUGAGUCAUUAUUUGCUGCUCACAUUGAGUGAUAUGAUCAAAAUGAAGUAAGUUGUUAAUAUAGCUGCAAAAGGGCCCCUUUUACGUCAAGAUGGAUGCUACGCAUAUUUGAACAGAAUCAAACACUGAUGGGCAAGUCAUGAAAACACAAUCACAUGUGGACUACUUCAGAUUUGGAUGGAAAAGAGAAAUGUAAAUAAGGAUUACAAAGUGAUAACAGCAGCUAUAAAUUUGAAGAUUCAUCAUUUAAAAGGCUUUUGAGAUUUGCUGAAUCUUCAUGCUUGAAGCCCCGAUUAUCUUAAGAAUGAUAGCACGUUCACAUUGGAAUCAACAGAGAAUAAACAAGCCUGAGCCUGGAGGUACUGAAUAUACUUCUGACAACAGUCAAUCAAUAUGCUGUGCUUGUCAGUUGAACAAUCUUUCCAUACAAUACUCCAGUUCAUUUUGAUUUGGUUGUGUUUUAUAUUUUGCCAGUUGAUUUUUGAAUGUUAUCAACAUGAAUUAUAAGGAGAAUGUUUAACUACCGUGACACUGUGCUGUUUAAUUUAGAAUUGGGAACAAGACAGCAUGACGAAGUAAUUGUGUUGCCCAUUAUUGUGCAGAUUUCUUUAAACCUGUGGCCAUUUGCAGCCCAAAAAAAUACUUCAGUUCAGGCUCCCUGAAGUUUAAAGCGAUCAGCACUAUCUUUAAUUAGCUGGAACAGAAUAUUAUAAACCAGAAUUGAGUGUAACACUUCCCUGCAGGAAUGCUUUGAAUGAAUAUUGUCUUAAAAUGAUGAGGUUCCAAUACUGGCACAAUCUAAAUUAUCCCAAAGAAAAUUGAAAAGUUGUCCAUGAGUUUAUAUAAAGGAAGGAAAGCAGGGUUUGAGGAGGAUAUUGUGAUCUACCAUUCUCAUUUCAACUGUUUCAAAGUUGAAUACUGACAACUUUUUAAGUGACUACACUGUAAUGUACAGGUGUUGAGUUGUUUUCAAAUGACACUGCAGUGAUUUUUAAAAAAUAUAUGCUCUCAAACCAAUUUCACAAAAUUACUUUCAACUUCUACAUCUAAAAGAGAAAAUCUGUUUUGUGGUAGACAUUUGGGAUGAAUUAAAUAAUUUGAUUGAAUAUUUGAAUCAUAUUUUGGUGGAACACCACAGAUUCUGGACAACUUACAGCAAUGUUUAUUUAAAGCUGUUUACUAGAGAGAUCAUACUUGCUAAUGAUGGGACUUUUUUGGGAACUGAAACAAGCUUUGUGAAGAGCAUUGUCAUAUUUUCUUACACCUAACUAUUUCGUAUCAACGUGCAUCAUAAUCUAGUGAGUCAACAUAGCACAGUAGAAUAUCAAAAUUAAUGCAAGACAGCUAUAAUUUUACAUCAUCCUUUAAUGGACUAAAAACCCCAAUUUAAAAAUUUGCUUUACAGAGUAUCUAGAUUUGAUCAUUUCAUCUGCACAUUAAAUGUUAUUAAGCUCCUGAAGAUAUUGUCACAAUAUAUCUAUGCUUCACACUGUGAGUUGCCAUUUAGAGUGCAGCGAAUCUGAAAUGUUUGGAACGUAUUUACUCUGUAGACUAAUUCAUAAUUUAUUAUAAUUAAAUUGUGAUGCAUUUUAUGCAUCGACUGUUCAGACAUUAUUUUUCUUCCAGCAAUCUGUUUUCCAAUUCUUUUUCUCAUACAAAAAAAAUUUUAAAAGGAUUUUUUUUUUAACAAUGACAGCUAUUGUGCAAACUACACUUUUGCAGUCCCAUAAGAACUCAAUUUUAAAAAGAAAUUCUAGACUUCAAAUUUCUCCACCAUUUAAUAUUGAAGAUGUUACAGGCACUUGACACCUCUUACCUAAGUGCAGCAGUGGCAGAUCAUUGAAGUGUGCAAUGUUGAACCAUAAUUCUUUCUAAUCAAAGAUAUUUGCUGUCAUAAAAGUUAAUUAAGAGUCAAUGUUACUAGAUAUUUUAGGUAAUCUGCUCAUCCAAUCCUCUAUGUAUGCCAUUUACAAUGUACACAUAAUUGUGUGCAUACAAAGAUGCAUUUGGUGUUUCUGCGUAGAGUCAGUGCAGUAACCUUACUAGUUCAUUUUGAAGUGAGCAACUAUAUGGUUGAUUUGAAGGUAUUAAUUGGCAGACUGGAGAGAGAUGGCCCCAUGUUCCAGUGUGUCACAUGCAGACUUACCGUAAAUUGUAGAAAUUCAGUGCGAUCUAUUGCUUCCCUUUCUGUGACGUGGAAACAAAUCUUUGGGUUCAGGAGGACAACAAAGUGGGGAACAAAAGAAUGCAAAAACGAAUCUUUAAACAUUAAAUUCUGUUUCGUAGUACCAGACACUCUUUAUGUAGUAAAAUCACAUUACACAUGCAUUUUCUGUGUGAAUUCUUUAGAAGUACAAUUUUGAAAAUCCAAUGUUAAAUUUCCUUAUUACUGUCUUGCUGGAUAUUAAAAUGUAAAAAUAAAAGCAAAUGUGGGGAGUACUAGUAACCAGUCAUUUUAUUCACUUGUAAUAUAUUAAAAACUUUUGUGAGGAUCUUUGAGUGACAAAUAUGUUUUCUAUUUCUAAAACAUAAUAUUAUAAUAAAAAUAGCGUGAGAUCAGUUCUUUGUUGUUUCCCACAUAUAAAAAUUUACAUUUAUUAAACAGUACUUUACUUUUAUAAUGAACUCAUUUUUGCAAUCUCUAACAAAUUUUGUUAUCCUACACUAAUAAAAAAUUGGUGUCUUAGUGUUCAGUAAGCCAGUCACGCCUAGAUAUGGCUUUGAGUACAGAUGAUGCUUACCCCGAAUACUUUGUCUGAAUGUACAGAAACAAUAAUGUUUGGAAGUGAACAUCCUUUUUACGUUUGCUUUAUUUAAAAAAAAUUCAAGGCAAAAUAUGGAGAAAAGGCUUUAAACUAUGCAGAUUGAGUCUUUGCAACAUUUAAUUUUAAAAUGUACAUUUUCUUACAGAAGAAUUCACAUUGAAAAUACAUGAAACAGCUGUACAGAAGGGAGCUAUUAUUAAGGAGUCAGUAGCAAUGGAACUUUGUACUUUAUUGUACACUCUGAGACAAGGAAUAUAUUAAUUUUAUUAAGAACAUAAGCAAUUUCAUAGCUGUAAAGCUCUGUGUUGCCUGCUGGUAUCACAUCUAUUGGGACUGCUAUUUGCCUAUAGAAGUGCCUCAGCAAACCUUGUGCCUGUAUUAGAAUGACAUUAGUAAGAUUGUCUGUAGAUGUGAUGUUGGAUUCCUCGGGGAUUAUGUGAAAUGGGCCCUAUUCACUGUAUUGAAGAUGUAAACACGGUUAAAAAGCUGGCAAAGUAAUUUUUUAUCUGUAUUUAACAAAACAGAUACUAAGAAAGAGUAUUGUUACUGUAAAUUGAAACAGGAUAAAAAUCAAAUGACUUUAUUCCUUACUAAUAUAAAGUGUAAUGUCUGACUUUCCUCUGUUGUCAUUCAGCUCAGUGAUAGCAUUCUGCCACAAUGUUUUUCUAUAUCAGAAUAGGAAAAUAUCCAAAAUCAUUAUGUCAAUUACUAUCAGCAAAUUAAUUAGCUGGAGGUUCACGAGGCUAAAGUCAACACCACUAUGCAAGCUAUAUUCAGGAAUAUUUGGAACACUUGGAAGACUCGGAAGAUUUGAUUAAAUUCAACUUCAGCGAGAACAUGAAAUGGGUGGCAGUGGAUCACGAGUUUUCCAUUACAUCAAAUGGAAAGAGUAAGUAGGCAAGUGUAUAAUGGCUGUCCUAUCAAAUACUACCCAAUUUAUGCCCUACCAAAGUUGAAUUUCAUCCCAUUGGUAUUAAAGGUUUUGAUGUACAUGUUGCUGCAGAGCAAUUAUUGCAUUUUGUUUAUCUAUCUUCUGUAUAUGGGGGUAGGAGAAUUGCACAUUCCAUUUUAAUGUGUAUAUGGUGUUCUGUUGUUGUAUUUUUUAAACAGAGUACAUAUAUCAGUGUUUUUUUCCCAGAUCAGUAGAAUGAUGUGCAGAUGACACUGAGGUAAUAUGUGGAGCUGUGCAUUGUAAUUGGUUAUCUUGCAUGUUAUGCUUAAUAAAACUGUAAUAAAUAUUGCUGUUGCUGCUUAAUUUCUGAAGGACAAUAUAUUGCUUUGUUAACCAAUUCAUUGUUUAUAAAUUUUGUAUAUAUUUUGAAGAAUUAACCCUGCGCUAUUGACGUUACGGCCUUUAAGAAUCAUGUAUAUGUUUUCUGAAGAUUGUUUAGUUCAUUAAAAUACAUUAGUUUCUUUGCCAGAAUCUAAUGUUUGUACAGCUAAGAACCCCAGAAAAAAAAUACUGACCUAUUUUGAUGCUAUUACAUUUAGUUGAUUGUACUUUCAGUAAACCUGUUUCAAAAACUUGUCAAAAGAUUGUGAUAUAUUAUAGAAAAUGUUGUGUAAUUUUCAGUAGUGAUUCCUUGUAUACCAGUACGGUGGAUACUAUCUUUUUCUAAAAAAAACAAAUAAAACACCAAAGAAUUACUACAGUUACUCUUUCAGGCCCGGUUUCUAAGCUAAGAAUGGGCUCAUUUGUGUUUUCUAAGACACCUUUUAUUACUAAUGUGUAUAUUCAGCUGGUUGGAAUUUAAGAUUAUUUGUAAAUGGGAAGUAUUAGUGUUCUCUUUCCAACGAAACCAACUGACAGAACCAAGGGCACAAAAAUUUAACUAUUCACAAGUAAGCACAAACACUGGCUAUUUUUGUAAUUUGAUGAUUACAAAAAUUAUCAAUGCAUAGAUGUAAAAACAAGAAACUUAUUAAACUGAGAUGUAAGUAAUUACUGGAACUGCAACAUGCAGUUGUGGUGUGAUAGCCUUUUCUGAAACAAUGCCAAUUGUUAGUAACAUGUGGUUUUAUGUCACGUUAGCUAUGAUUUUUUGGCACUGAAUAAUAAAGGUCUCAAAGGCAAUUGAGGUGUGCAAAACAAAAUAUGCAGCAUUUGUAUAAGGGAACUGUUUUAAUAUAAAGAUGCAAAUUCAUGUUUAAAUUGUCCAAUCACUUUUUAAGCUUAGAUUAAAACUAAUACAUUUUAUCUUGAUUAUUUGUGCAGUUAGUGCAGUGCGCUAGGGUCUCCAAAUUAGUAGUUACAAUGAUGUGGAAAUGCCAGAGUUGGACUGGGUGUUGUUUGAUUUUUGACCUUAGUAGUUACAGACAGCCCGUCUCCCACCCCUUUCAAUGCAUGUAUGCUGUGUAUUAGAACACAUGUUGCUGACAACUUUCUGUUAAAUUACCUUGGAUAGAUUACAGGCUAUAUGAUCAGUUGCAGCCUCCGUACUUUUUCAUACCUCAGAAAUUCACCAGGAAGUACUGGGUUGUUCAAUGUUCUUUUAUGCCAAAAAAAUGGUUUUGGCUUGAACAAUGCUCUUGGGUCGUCAAAAUAUUUAUCGCUUGGAGAUUGUAACUGAAAGUGAUACUGUGCAUCACUGAGAAACGGUGUUUGUUUUGAACAACUGUCUUAUUUAUGUAUCACCUACAAAUAUAAGAUUUUUUUAACUGAAGUGAAUGCAUCUUGUGGGAAGGAACUAAUUAGUAAAAUCCUUGUGAUGCAUUCCUUGCAUACUAUUCUGUUGUUGCUUCUGGGUUGGAAGUCUGAAUUUUCUAACCAACGUUGUUGCAAUGCUGGGCUUAUUAACGUAAGUAUUGAAAUAAGUUGGAAUAGAAAAUUUAGAGUCCUGAAUUUGCAUAUCUUGCUUCCUUACAAUUGGUACUGAGCUCAAAGCAGAUAUUCUUUUAGCGUGCAAACUAAUUUGAAUUUUCUUGUUUGAAAUGCUGUUUCUCUAUGUUCCUUGAUUUGUUUUCUGCUUGUCUGCACAAUGAAGUGUCUGGCCCAACAAGUUGAAGAGCGUAUUCUGUAUAUACGUUUUCAUGUAAAUAAAUAAAACCUUUAUUCAGAGCUAUAUUUUGUUUUUAACAUCACCCUUUUUAUGUUGCAAGAUGUCUUAAUAAAAAUUGAAACAAA
Molecule: messenger RNA, 9019 nt
Organism: Chiloscyllium plagiosum (whitespotted bambooshark)
Lineage: Eukaryota; Metazoa; Chordata; Chondrichthyes; Orectolobiformes; Hemiscylliidae
Gene: sfmbt2
Product: Scm like with four mbt domains 2
Biological process (GO): negative regulation of DNA-templated transcription
Cellular component (GO): nucleus
Molecular function (GO): chromatin binding; transcription corepressor activity; histone binding
Source: RefSeq, a predicted model, not a curated record